UACUCCUGUUUAUGCAUAAAGAAGCAUAGAGGAUUGGGAAACAGUUCAUUGAGGAGAGUUUAGUCCCCUCUGGAAAUCUUCCCAGUCCCCAUAUCUUUCCUCCCUGGUAAGUUACUGGUGAAAUUACUUGGCCUGGCCUGUGGCUGGACCAGCUGAAUUCUUCCAUCUUUCUGUACUUCCCAUUACCAGUGGUUUCUUCUAAUGUAGCAGAAGCCAAUAAGCAGGCUGCUUGAGAACUACAGUUUCUGAUACUGCAGACAAUAGUCUUCUCUAGGUAAAGGAUCAAGGUCAGGCCCUUAAUAUGUAUCAGCAGAUCAAACUGAGCAAUAUCCCCUGAACAUUUACGUUUUACAUAGUAGAUCGGCUGAUUUCCUUAGGCUUUUGGGAAGACCUGCCAUCAGUCUGAGAGGGACUAGUCAAAGGGGCAGAAAAGUUUGUGCCAAUUGAGAGGCAGACUGUAGCAAAUAGAGUCAGGAAAGAAAUGUCGAAGGGAAGAUCCCAGUUUCAUCUGGUUUUUGGUUGUUUCUUUUGUGAAAGUUGUAGUUGAGGUGGGAUGUGAGUGUUUCCCACCCCUUUCUCCCAUUAAUUAUGUUCUACAGUCUAUGACUUAUGUCUCACAGUCAUGCAGCAACUGUUCCUACCACAGCCAUGUGAAUUUCAGACUCUAGACUUCACAAAGCCUUGAUGCUGUGUGUGGACUCCUGAAGAAAUGGAGAGGAAGACUUGUUCUUCCAAAUAAAAACCAAACAGGAAACCAAAAACCCCAAAGUCUUUCUGAGCAUUGGUAAUGAGGAAACAGGAUCUGAAUCUGAACUCAAGCUGUUAAAUCAGCAUAAAUCUACAAAGUUCUAGGAGGGAGAACAGCUGGGCUGGUAACAUAGAAGCGGAGCCCUGGGGCCUAAGUAGUUAACACACAUAAUGCCUCAAGGUCUAGGCAAUCUGUUGAGUGCUCAUUGCAUUACAUGAACAAUAGACUCUCACUCUAGAGGUGGUUAUUGGUUGGUCUCUUUCUUCCAAGUUAAUAUCUCUGUCCAUGCUCACAGGAAAAGGAAAAGCACAUUGCAGGAUGCAGUGCCCUUCUAGUUUGGUAGCUUAAUUUUGCCCCAUCCAGAGUUCGGACUCUGACAGACAUUCCUUGAAGCUGAGCAUGGGAAAAAUCCAUCAGUCAGCAAUAGCUGGUUGUUAUAGUGGCUCCUGAGCAGAGCCACGUUUUCCAGCUGUCACUUUUGGGAUCUUAUUCCAUCACUUGUGUUUGGGGCAGGCCAGCCAGGUAACUUUCAAUAGCCUGCUUUCCCUUUUCUUUCCUAGGUAUUGUAGAACAGUAGAACAUUGUAGACUCCCGAGCCCUGGGACAGAAGCAUCUGGCUUGCUUAGUAGACUGGCUUUUUAGUCCUUGAAGCAGGCUGAAGAGACAUGCCGUAAAGGAGGGAGCCACCUGUAACUUACCGCCUUUGUGCUGAGCCUUGUGUUUUAGGGAUGUGUGGUGCUCCCCUGCCCUCCUAGCCUGGUCUGCAAGCCUCAUCCGCGAUCGGGCAUUGGAAGUUCAGUCUCACCUAUGACAGUGUGCUGCCAUCUGCUGCCGAAACCCUUUGUUGCGGGCUUUCCUGCAAUUCUGGGCUCAGCCACCAUCUUCAGGGGCUGGCUGGGCCUCCAGGAAUCGGGGGAGUGGCAGGUGGGAUGCAGGCAGACACCACCUGAGACCUGGCUAGCACUGGUGAGGUGCUCUCUGAAAAGAAACUGCAGCUGGCGAUUUGCACUUUGAUAAUUUGGCAGUAAUGGAACUGGUGCUUUCAAAUGUACCCAUGUUCUGCAAUCCUAAUGCCCUCUGUGUUUCCCUGCUGCACAGAAAGCCUUGUGUGGGGCUUGGAAUCAAGCUGUGCCAGGGCAGGCACAUAUCUCCUCUUGUGGUCUAGUGUAUUUACAGCACCUCCUGAGACGAAGAAGUGUGAGCACCACCCCCAGAAAUACCCACCAUGGCUCCCAUGGCUGAUCUCACUGUUGCUCCUCUUGACAUGCAUUGCCCUUGUUGUUGUUCUCCUUGUGGCUCCCUUCUCCCACAGCAGUGACCAGCCCACAGCCCUGCAGGAGAAAUUCACGGCGUGGGAGUGCGACUCAGCGGUGUCAGAAAACAAAGGCCGAGGCUGGAUGUGCUGCCCGAAGGGCUGGAGAAGGUUUCAAAACAGCUGCUAUUUUCUGUCCCUUGAUAAGAUGCCCUGGUCUGAGAGUGAGCAGAACUGCACUGGGAUGGGCUCCCACCUGGUGGUGAUCAACAGUGAGGAAGAGCAGGUUUUCCUCUCUAAACAGAUAAAACCAAUUCUAAAAGCAGAGAAUUUCUACAUCGGUCUGAGAGCAGAGAUUGUGGAUCAGUGGCAGUGGGUGGACAAGACUCCCUAUGAUGUAACAGCAGCGUUCUGGCGAAGAAAUGAACCAAGCGAAGGUGAUUCUGAGAUGUGUGUUGUAAUGCAUAGGGAUUCAGAAAUACCCAACAACUGGAAUAAUGUCGAAUGUCGGAUGUUUUAUCGGAUUUGUGAAGCUGCUGCUGUAACUGUGUGAUGGAAAUACCCCCAUCUUUAGUAAAAGUGGGAGAUGAGCAGUGAGCUGAGACUGGCAGAGGGCUGUGCUGGAGGGGUGGGGAGCCCUGAAGCCUGCAUCUUCACUGUGCUGUGUGGGAAAAUGGAAGUGGAAGUGAUACGACCCUUUGUCCAGCAUCCCCAGUGCAUCGAGGGGCUGAGGGAACACUUGAAGGCUGAGGGUCAUCAAAGUUGGUCCUGUGUUCUUGUGUCCUCUUCUCUCUGAGUGGGUCCAGAGGCCACUGGCAGAAAAGACAUGGAGUUCUCCAGGAAGAAGACACAGGAAUGGAAGACAGAUGUCCUGAGCUGCAUUUUCUUUCUCUCCUUCAGCAGAAGUCUCUGCUUUCUGUUGAGUCACACGCAGAAUGUCCUCCAGUUGCACUGGUUUUGUUGAACAAGUUCUGAAAUUUAUGCAAGAGAAAAUACAGUAUUAGACCAAUAAAAAAGUCUCUGUGCAGUGUGUGUA
Messenger RNA from Pseudopipra pipra, 3036 nucleotides. Its product is annotated as C-type lectin domain family 4 member E-like. The transcript has 6 exons. Lineage: Eukaryota; Metazoa; Chordata; Aves; Passeriformes; Pipridae. Bases 1795 to 2553 code for a protein of 252 amino acids. The record is from RefSeq and is a predicted model, not a curated record.